Messenger RNA from Leopardus geoffroyi (Geoffroy's cat), 7271 nucleotides. It is a transcript of the gene ARB2A, whose product is annotated as family with sequence similarity 172 member A. Gene Ontology annotation, biological process: regulatory ncRNA-mediated heterochromatin formation. Gene Ontology annotation, cellular component: nucleus. The record is from RefSeq and is a predicted model, not a curated record. Lineage: Eukaryota; Metazoa; Chordata; Mammalia; Carnivora; Felidae. The transcript has 11 exons. Gene Ontology annotation, molecular function: siRNA binding. Bases 127 to 1377 code for a protein of 416 amino acids.
CGAGAGGGAAAGUCAUAACAACCGCACGAGGGAGUUCCACUGGCGAGCUGGAAGGCCACGCCUCCUCCCGCCUCCCCCCGCAGCCCUGUAGCUGGGGGCAGAGCUCAGACUGUCUUCUGAAGAUUGAUGUCUAUUUCCUUGAGCUCUUUAAUUUUGUUACCAAUUUGGAUAAGCAUGGCACAAAUCCAACAGGGAGGUCCAGAUGAAAAAGAAAAGACUACAGCACUGAAAGAUUUAUUAUCUAGGAUUGAUUUGGAUGAACUAAUGAAAAAAGAUGAACCACCUCUUGAUUUUCCGGAUACCCUGGAAGGAUUUGAAUAUGCUUUUAAUGAAAAGGGGCAGUUAAGACACAUAAAAACUGGGGAACCAUUUGUUUUUAACUACCGAGAAGACUUGCACAGAUGGAACCAGAAAAGAUAUGAAGCUCUAGGGGAGAUCAUCACGAAAUAUGUAUAUGAGCUCCUGGAAAAGGACUGUAAUUUGAAAAAAAUCUCUAUACCAGUAGAUGCCACUGAGAGUGAACCAAAGAGUUUUAUCUUUAUGAGUGAGGAUGCUUUGACAAAUCCACAGAAACUGAUGGUUUUAAUUCAUGGUAGUGGUGUUGUCAGGGCAGGUCAGUGGGCUAGAAGGCUUAUUAUAAAUGAAGAUCUGGACAGUGGCACACAGAUACCUUUUAUUAAGAGAGCUAUGGAUGAAGGAUAUGGAGUAAUAGUGCUGAAUCCCAAUGAAAACUAUAUUGAAGUAGAAAAGCCAAAGAUACAUGUACCGUCAUCUUCUGAUAGUUCAGAUGAACCAGCAGAAAAACGGGAAAGAAAAGAUAAAGUCUCUAAAGAAACAAAGAAACGACGUGAUUUCUAUGAAAAGUAUCGUAACCCCCAAAGAGAAAAAGAAAUGAUGCAGCUCUAUAUCAGAGAAAAUGGUUCUCCUGAAGAACAUGCAGUCUAUGUUUGGGACCAUUUCAUAGCCCAGUCUGCAGCUGAGAAUGUGUUUUUUGUUGCUCACAGUUAUGGAGGACUUGCUUUUGUUGAACUGAUGAUUCAACGAGAAGCAGAUGUAAAAAGUAAGGUAACUGCUGUGGCGUUGACAGACUCUGUUCACAAUGUGUGGCAUCAAGAAGCAGGCAAAACGAUUCGAGAAUGGAUGAGAGAGAAUUGUUGUAAUUGGGUCUCUAGCUCAGAACCAUUAGACACAUCAGUGGAGUCCAUGCUGCCCGAUUGUCCUCGAGUCUCAGCAGGCACCGACCGUCACGAGCUAACUUCCUGGAAGAGCUUCCCGUCUAUUUUCAAAUUCUUUACCGAAGCCUCUGAGGCAAAGACCAGUUCCCUCAAGCCGGCUCUGACGCGGCGCUCCCACAGAAUAAAGCACGAAGAGCUGUAAGAGGAGAACGAGCGAGACGGGGGAGGGGAAGCAAAGGCACCACACUCGAGCAUGCAUCCACACGUCUCCUAACUGCUUGUUGUCGGCGAGCAGACUCCCAGCCCCUCAUUAGAUUGUUUUCUUCCUAGAGCACAGGGUCGUGAUAUAUACAUCUAAAUAGCGUUUUGCAUUAUUUCUAGAUGAGUGCAACUGUCAAAGCAAUAUGGGUUCACUGGUCGCGCUUCCUGCGGGCUGAGCUCGGGCUAUGCGCUGCCCGUCAGCGCGCAGAUUAAGGCUGACAGCGCCCUGCCCGGCGCGGCCGGCGCGCUUCUAAUUGCCCUGACGGAGCCUGCCCGGCACUGCGGGGCGAGCGGCGUCUGCGCGGUCCUACCGCCCGCUGCAGCGCAGCCGCUGCUUGCCCUGGCUACCGGCCCCCCUCAAUCAUGUCCUUUUUUUUUUUUUUUUUCCGCCGAGCAGAGGCAAACUUUUAUUCUAGAUUUCAAACUUCCAUUUUAAGUAGGUCUCUCCUAAGGGCCUCUUGAGCCUCUUUUUCUUUUUUUUUUUUUUUUAAAGGAAGUUUCCCCCACCUCAUCCCCUCAGAAAAGCCAAAUUUAAAUUCAAAACGUGAAUGCAGUGAUGUGCUAUGUAGUCUUGGGAGGGCAAAUUGUUCUCUAACAAUCUAUUUUCAUUUCGAGACCAGAAGAAAAACUUUGCAUAAGAAUCUAUGAAGUACCGAUUACACUUUACCGCUGAAAGAUCCUUGCCAGUUGAAUAGGAGGUUUUUACACAAGUCUCUAAUUUCAGAAGACGUUGUUUAAACCGAAACAUAAAUGAUGAGCAAAUCUUUUAAGUGUGAAAGGUCCCAUUUUCAGUGGAAUUCCUAACUUUAUCAUUAGAAUUGACUUUACUUUUUAAAUGUGUAAUGUGUAUUGAGUGGCAUUGUAAUUUAGAUCGCACACUUGUUUUGCUUUUUAAAUCUUAAUGUGGACAAAGUUUGCUGUUGUGGAUAAUCCUAACUAGAAUGAUCUAUUCUGAUUCAUGGAGUUCGAUCCUUUUAGGGAUAGUAUUUUAUGGUCAUCAGGUGAAUGAAUCUUGUCCUCUUUCGCCUUCUCCUUCAGAGAGGCUGACUGGGGCUAAGAUUAUUUUUUUUUAGUUUUCUGCUCCAACAGAAGGGGAAAGACCUAGUGUGAAAUAUUUUUUCCUCUCAAUCCAACGACAUAAUUUUUAGUAGUCCACUUCCUCUGCAGGGUUUUGCCCUACAGUUUCAACAAUUUUUGUAAUCCAGCUAAUAUCUGGCCAACACUGUGAAAUAUAGGAAGUAAAAUAAGUUAAGAUUUUGCUGACUUUUACAUUCAAAUAUUAAAUCUUAACAUCAAUUUUUAAUUACUUGAAUUUAGUUACUUAGUGAAGAUUCUGUUUCUAGCAGAUGAGGGUCUGAAUUUAAUAUUUUUCAUCCUUUUUUAAAGCGUAUGCAACAAUAUGCCUGCCUUAUUUAAGGACAUGACAAAAUGUACCCAAAACGACUUAGAACUGUCUGACUUCUCAGAAAAAAGAACUUAAAAUAACCACCUCAUGGAUAAAAUGUUUUUAUAUUAUGAACCGAUUUCAGCAAGUUUUAAAACUGAAAAUAUCUGUGUUUGGUAUGCAUUAAUUCGUUCUUAUACUUUUAAUGAUGGCAAAUCAAAAUGAUCUUCUUUCAGUGGUCAUAUAUGCAUAUCUUCUGAUAUUAUUUUAGCAGAAACAUUGUAGGAGAAAACAUCAAAACGUCAUUUUAUCCAACUCCUGGAUAACUUAAAAUGUAUCACCUCAACAGUGUCCAUCCAGCGUGUUGGUCUGCAAUCUUUUCUGUUUUAGAAGUAAUGGUGAACUGUGUACAAUAAUGGUACCUUCCUUUGAGAGGAUAUGAGAAGUGACGUGGAUUGAAUAAUUAUUCAAAGUGUUAUAAACUGUGUGGUGUUUUCACUGUAUGAAAGUAUUCACAGGAGAGCUAGUCUUACUGCUUUUUUAAAAAUCAACACUUGUACAUUGCUAAAUUUAUGAAGCUUAUGCACCUGAGUUAGAGCAAAGUAAAUAUGCUCAGCUUAUAAACUAAAUCACUCCUGUCCCUUCUCUUCAGUUUUCUCACUUCUCUUUCUGAAAACUUUUACUUGCAACUAGAGUGAAUCACUGUUUAAUUGCCUUUAAUACUUUAAAACUCCUGGGUUGUUAGCUUCGUUUAACUGUAUGGAGAUCUAUUUGCAAACUUAAGUUGUGCAAAUGUAAUUUCUCCUUUUGGAUCUGUGCUGUAGCAACCCGGAGAGAGCUAGGCACACCGGCCGAGACCUCCGACUGAUGAGUGAUAAGAUUCCUUGUAAUGGAAAAUUUUUUUAACCUGUUGAUUAUGUGUCUGUUGGUAUAAAUGUAGUAAUAUAAUCCACCUCAAUUUUCCUGGAGUAACAACAGUCAGUUGGUAGUAACACGCCUGCUUGGAGGCGACAAGUGUUAACAGUAUUUCUGCUCUGAUCUUCCCAUUUUGGUUUCUUUAGACAGGUUUUUAGCAGAGUAGAGGUUGAAAGUUAGGAUGUAGGCUUUUUUAAAAAUUAUAUACUCGGUUCUUAGAGCAAAUGGAAUGGGAAGCAAGGAGUUGUUGAUAAAUCUGAUAUUCAAAAUAGUCCUAUUAAAACUUCGAAGCCAGAUACUGGCUUUAGAACUUUAUAAAGGUAUCUGACCACGUAGCCGGUAAAAGUUUUCAUGGAUAUUUGAAGGGGGUGGGGGAAUCUAUUUGUAAUAAUAAUUGUUCUUUUCUCAAGUUUCUGCCUUGUGCUUCGACCUGGAUUGCAUUAUUGUUUAUACAAAAAAAAAAAAAAAAAAAAAGGAAAGCACAGGAGUUUCAUAUAUAUUAUAUAUUUCUGUUUACCAUUUUAAAAUAAAAACAAUUUUCCCAACAAGCCUCAGCGUAUUCUUGCUCAGAAGUUCAUCUAUUCAUGUAUAGAGGUUAAUAAAAGCAGAAACAUAAAAAGAGUGGUGGGACAGCAUUCAUCAAUAUUUUAAACUGCAUCGCUGCUUUUAUUACUAUUACUGUUGCUGUAAGGUAAUAUCCUAACUUAACUUGAUCACUCACUAUUUGGCUUGGACCUUUCACAAAGCUAACAGUUUUUAAGAUGUUUGUUUUUAAUAUCUAAAAUACCUCCUGAGCUACAAGGAAAUCUGAAGCCAUUGUUAAGCUAUCAUUUUAUAAAAUAUACUUUAAUAUACUGUAAACAAAUGUUUUCCAAAAACAGUCUAGUGACAUUAAAUUGCUCCCAAGUCCCUAUAUAAGUCCUUGGUGUAUUAUGUCUAAUCUGAAAAUAUCCUGUUUACACGUAUUUUACAGCCUUCCCUUCUUUAAAACCUGUAACUCCUUUGAGAGAGUGUGAGUGACAAAAUAUGUUAACUGUAUUAUCAGGGCUAAUAAGUUAAAAAAUUUCUACACAUUUCUCUGGAUUACCUGGAGUCCCAAUCCAAACACAUGUGUCUCCAGUUACAAUCAUAGUUUUAUAACUGUAAACUGACAGGUUUCUAUAAUCCUGGUUCACUUAAGAAAGAUUACUAUUACAGAAAGUCUAAAAAUUUCUCAAAAACUUUCCCCAUGCCAUUAUAGGGAAAAAAUGUCUUUAAAUAAAUGUGAGACAUUCUCAUCUUUGAAAUAUGGGUGGCAAAAAAAAACGAUAAUAAUGGUGGUUAUUUUAUGAUUACUUAUUAGGGGCUGUAAUAAUAUAAAAUAAAAGACUCCAGGAGGUACUCCCUUUCAAAAAUUGAAUACUUUCCUUCCUUCCUUCCUUGUAUAGAGUGACUGAGUGGGAGUCUCUUGAAUUGUUCGUCUUCCUUUUAUCUAAUAUUCUAUUAAUCUCCAAAAAGAUCAGUUUGAGUCUGGGAAAGGGUUUUUAAUCAACACUUCACAGAGUUUAAAGCUACCCUACCUAAAGCGUCAGCUUUGUUAGGCGGUUUUAGAUUUAAAGCAUUGCAACUGUCAUGCACUGUACUAAAAGUAAAGAAUGUACACCAAGUGGAAGAUGUUGAAAAGAGGGAAAUAGCACAAAGUCGAUUAACGGAGAUUCGAGAAUAGAAGUAGCCAUCAAAGCAUUCCAACGUUUAUCUUGAAAUCUAUGUAGAGUUAAAAAAAAAAAAAAAAAGCAACAAUGAUAGUUUUAAACCUCACACUUAGGAGGGAUGAAUGUUGAUUUAAUUGAUUCAUUUGGAUCAAUGUUUUUAAAGUUUCACACCACUGAUCUUUCAUGUAGUGAUGUCUUUAGCAGUCAGUGGUCUGACAUGAGCCUUCUCAGAUUUCAUCAGUGGGACUCUCCAUGACAUCUAAAAUUAUGCAACAGCCUGUGCAGUGGUAACUUUGGAAUUGGGAGACCUCGAUGCCAGAGAGCAUGGUCAUAUUUAAGAACUCUUGUUAAUGCUUAGCACAAAGGUUUUAGGGAGUGGUAAUUGUAAAUGAACCAUAAAGGUUAAAGUGACCAAAUAUUAUAUAGUGGGCUUUAAUUGCUAGAUAGGAGAAAAUCAUCCUGAAAGUUUGACCAUUAAGUGGAUAUCGUGCAGUGCCCAGUAUUUUCCCCUUUAAUGGAAAAACUGGAAAAUGGAAAUUUGACUUAACCCAUGAGGCCUUCCAGGCAACUUUUCCCAGCCCUUUGCCUUGAGAUUUGUGGAAAACGUUUCACUAUAUUCUUUGUAUUGUUGGGUUGAGUUCUGUUUGAAACAUACAUGAAACAUGUUUCUAGAAAAAUCUAGAGAGGCCCUUCAUCUUUCUUUCUAGAGCAUUCAGCUUUUCUUCCUUGGCUAUUACAUAGGGUAAUAUGGGAGACUGUCAUAGGUAAAAUAAUGUUGAACUGUACUUUGUAACCAGCUUGCAGUACCAAUACAAAGAAUCUGAAAUGAAAAGACAACCAACACCCCAAGAAUGAUAUGUCUCUUUUUAAAGUUUACAAUUUGAAUAAUGAACUUGGAUAGAAACUUGGCAGGAAAACAAACCAUGGCACCAUCACAUCACCAACCAUUUUCACUUUUCUGUCCAAUUUCAGAGUGCAUGUGUUUGUGAGUAUUUCACUAGAUCAGUGACAGCUCUUUAUUUGCAUAAUUAUAUGCUCUGGUCUGAAGAGAAAACUAACCCCCAAAUUUCAUGGGUCACCAAACUGCAACAAUCAAUGUUUUAUCACGUAUGCUAAGCAAAAUCUAAGAAGCUAUAUGAAGUUUCUUGGGGAGUUUUUACUCCUCAGAAAAUUAAAGAGUUUUCCUCUUCUGAAUAGAUUCAAAAUCUUUCCAAGUUCUUUGUAACUGAAUUCUGUUUGAAGGCAAAACUAGAGAUUAACAUGUAGAUCUGGAUCUUAGACUCACUAGCAUUACUUCAAAGUGGCUUAAGAAGAGCAGCAUUUUUGGAACACUAAACUUUUAAAUUCUAAGUACUGUCCAUGCUACGAGGAAAAAAAUUAUUGGUCAAAUUAUGAUUGGUCAAAAUGAAGUCUGAAUUAACUACAAUUGACUGUAAAGUGGAUUUCCUUCUUUGAGGUAACUCAGGGUUUUUGUUUUUUUUUUUAAUAAAAGACCUAAUAGAAAAAUAUGUAUGUAUGCAUAUAUGUGUGUGUGUGCACAUACACACAUGUGAACAUCCAUACCCAUCCAUGGGGUAUAUAUACCCUUCCCACCAGAAAUAAACAAUACAUACAGUAUGUGUUUGUCUUUGCAGUGCCAGUUACAUAGUAGGUACUCAAUAUAUGUUGGGAUUGUUUGUAAACAUAUUUUCUUCUAAAUAAAUUUUCAUGUUCAAAUGCUUUAAGGCAUUGUAAUAAAUAUUUUUAAAUGCCCCAACUUCAUUUGCAUCUGUAAAUUCUGUCUGUAUGUAAUGUGUAUUUGUGUGUAAGGUUGGCUUUAUUCCAUUAAAGAAAAAUUGAUUUAAA